AGCGGGAGGGGGGGAAGAAAAGGGAAUUCCAACCUGUGGAAACGUGGGGGUCCCCGAGAUCGGCUCCUUCCCCUUGACUGUGGAUGGUGCCAGGGAAAGAGCCUCUGGCGACUCGUGGAGGGGGCAGUUUUGGGGUCCGCAGGGUGAGGGCGGAGGGGAGUGUCAGAGUGUGAGUGGGAUACGGGAGUUCCAAACUUAGAAUCUUGAGGCCCGCCGGUCCCCGGCGCCGGGGAGAGGGAGCUCGGGCCGCCAUGCGGGACAGGACCCACGAGCUGAGGGGGAUGACAGCUCGGACGAUGAAGACAAGGAGAGAGUCGCGCUGGUGGUACACCCGGGCACUGCACGGCUGGGGAGCCCGGACGAUGAAUUCUUCCAGAAGCCCUCUCGGUCAUCCUCCCCAGGUUCGGACAAUUCGGCAAACUAUUGUCAAGCUGGAGAAUAAAGUCCGAGAGUUGGAGAAGCAGCAGGUUACCAUUCUGGCCACGCCCCUUCCCGAGGAGAGCAUGAAGCAGGACCUGCAGAACCUGCGCGACGAGAUCAAACAGCUGGGGAGGGACAUCCGCGCGCAGCUGAAGGCCAUAGAGCCCCAGAAGGAGGAAGCUGAUGAGAACUAUAACUCGGUCAACACAAGAAUGAGAAAAACCCAGCACGGGGUCCUGUCCCAACAAUUUGUGGAGCUCAUCAACAAGUGCAACUCAAUGCAGUCCGAAUACCGGGAGAAGAACGUGGAGCGGAUUCGGAGGCAGCUGAAGAUCACAAAUGCUGGAAUGGUGUCUGACGAGGAGCUGGAGCAGAUGCUGGACAGCGGGCAGAGCGAGGUGUUUGUGUCCAAUAUACUGAAGGACACACAGGUGACUCGACAGGCCCUAAAUGAGAUCUCGGCCCGGCACAGUGAGAUCCAGCAGCUUGAGCGCAGUAUCCGUGAACUUCAUGAGAUUUUCACUUUUCUGGCUACUGAAGUGGAGAUGCAGGGGGAGACGAUCAACAGAAUUGAGAAGAACAUUCUGAGCUCAGCAGACUAUGUGGAACGUGGGCAGGAACAUGUCAAGAUGGCCCUGGAGAGCCAGAAGAAGGCGCGGAAGAAGAAAGUCUUUAUUGCCAUCUGUUUGUCCGUCACUGUCCUCGUUCUGGUGGUCAUCAUUAGCGUCUCCACAUUGGUUUGAUAGCGCUGCAUAUUCUCGAAGCGUUCGAACACUAUGGAUGCCCACCCAAUGGGGAAACUGCGGAACCGGAUGGAUCCUGCCCCAGGGGAAGACUGAUUUGGACGCGGGGCCUCUGCGCUUCCCUGAUUCUCCAUUCUCCAUCUCUUCCCCUUGCGGCCUGCUGCUUCAGCAGAAUCCUGUCCUCUUGGUCGCCUUUGUCCAGUCCCCCAUUUUUCUGCCUUCAGAAUCAAACUGCACGACCCAUGGUACCUACUGGAAUCUGAUAGAGAUUGUCAAGCCGACGCGGAGACUGCCACAUCUACGCAGCUGGGUGUCCACGUGCAGCGUGUGUCUUCCGCUUGGCCGUGCUGGACAGCGCCACCCUGAAAGGCUGCUUAACCGUCUCACCCAGGACGCCAUCCAGAACCUCCUGGAAGAGGUGGCUAGAUGGCCAAGCGAGGGCUCAGAUGCCGGGCUCAACAAUUUGAACUUUUUCUGUGGGCUGUGGGGACCUAUAGAAGAUUUUUGAACAGGUGAGUGGCAAGUUUGGAGCAGACUUAGAAGACAAGUGCACCGGAGGUUUCACAGGCUUCCUUGCAUAUACCCCUUCCCUGUGGGAAACCGACCUGAGUGAGGGGCUCAGGGCACGUUUUGCACUGAAAUCCUGGCUUGGCUGCUGUCAGCCCAGCUUUCAGGGAACAUAGCCUGUGUUAGUUGUGGCUUUUCCAAAUCAUGUUGUAUCACCUUUCACCUGCAAGCCCUCUCCACUUACUCCCUCACCCGCUGAAUAUUUCAUGCUUCAGAUUCUUAAGAAAAGGAACCUGACUGGUCCAGGUCAGGCUACAUUGACCUACCUAUGAAUUGUCUACCUUGAGUCAAGAUUUUACCCUUGAUCAAGAUGUAUGAGAGGUGUCACAUGGUACAAAACGCUGCAGCAGAGUGCAUAUGAAGCAAGAAUGGACGAGUUCAGUGAUUGAUAUCAGUUUCCGGUACAGCCCUGUGGUAGAUUAUUGUUCCAAAUAUAUGCUGUCCUUCCUACUGGGCCCCUCUCUUUAGGAGGAUUAUACAUUCAUGCCCCACUUACAAUGGGCUUGGCUAUGGCCAAUGGAAUAUGAGUAGAAAUGCAAAGUACCACUUCCAAAUAGAAGCUUUAAGCACCAAUGAGUAUUCUGAGAGCUUCCCUUCUCUUUUUCCUCGGCCAUGAAACUGUCAGUUGCCAGAUCAAGACUUCUUCAGCCUGGAACCCAGAAUUAACAGGACAUGAAGCUGAGCUGUAGCCCACCUGUAAAAUGAUGCGUAAUGUAAAUGAGAAACUUCUCUUGCUGUUAGCCACUGAUAUUUUGAGGUUGGUUGUUACCACAUCAACAGUCCUUUCAACUGUUACAGAAUUAUUACCCAGCAGUGGGGUGUUGCUACAAUAAAAAAUAAACCUGAA
Lagenorhynchus albirostris (white-beaked dolphin) is the source of this 2577-nucleotide messenger RNA. It is a transcript of the gene STX4, whose product is annotated as syntaxin 4. Gene Ontology annotation, cellular component: endomembrane system; plasma membrane; SNARE complex. Lineage: Eukaryota; Metazoa; Chordata; Mammalia; Artiodactyla; Delphinidae. The record is from RefSeq and is a predicted model, not a curated record. The transcript has 11 exons. Gene Ontology annotation, biological process: exocytosis; vesicle fusion; intracellular protein transport. Gene Ontology annotation, molecular function: SNARE binding; SNAP receptor activity. The coding region runs from base 252 to 1163 and encodes 303 amino acids.